GACUCGUUCGCCUCGGAGCUGGGCACCGAGUUCCACGUGAGGCUGGAGGCGCCGCAUGUGGUGGACAUGGGCCGCCAGGUGUGGGCUGGCGUGGUGACCCGUGGGCCGGGCGGCUCCUCCCUGAGUGCCACCUUCAAAGAGAGCGCCACCUUCCGCUUCCAAGACGAUGCGGGGGAGGCGGUGCUGCGAUACUGCCAGGUCAUCCCCGAUGGUGUGCUGCUGUUCAUGCCCAGCUACGGCUUGCUGGACAAGCUGAUGACGCGAUGGAAGUCCACGGGUCUGUGGUCUCGUCUGGAGGGCGUCAAGACGGUGGUGGUGGAGGGGCGCGAGGCGGGCAAGGGUUUCGAGGACGCCAUGGCGCGCUACUAUGCGGCAGUGCGCAGCGGCAAGGGAGGGUUGUUCCUGGCGGUGUGCAGAGGGAAGGCAUCUGAGGGUAUUGAUUUUGCUAACGAGCACGCCCGCGGUGUCAUUCUGCUGGGCAUCCCCUUCCCAGCGGUCAAGGACACAAAGGUGCGGCUGAAGAAGGAGUACAACGACGCGGGCAGCGGCCCCGCCAGCGGCCGCCCGCCCUCGCAGCGGCUGCUCAGCGGGGAUGCGUGGUACAGCCAGCAGGCCUUCCGCGCUCUCAACCAGGCGGUGGGUCGCUGCAUUCGUCACAAGUACGACUGGGGCGCCAUCAUCCUGCUGGACGAGCGCUUCCGGGGUCCGGGGCGGCAGCAGCAGCUGUCCAGAUGGGUGCGAGCGGCGGUCAAGGUCCACGAGGACUUCGACUCCAGCGUCUCCGAGCUCGCCACCUUCUGCAAGACCCUCACAGCCGACCCGCCACGAGCCCCACCUCCGCCUCCGCCUCAACCGCAACCGCCACCGCCAACCGCAGCAGCAGCAGCCGCUGCCGCCGCUGCCAAGCAAUCCAAGGAGGCAGCAGCUGGCGGUUGCGGCGAGAAGAAAGCAACACCCUUUGCUGCUGCUCUUGCCGCUGCAGCCACCGACGAAUGGUCACCGCUGGUCACAACAGCCGGCACGGGUGCGACCAGCGGUGCUGCGGCUUGGUCGCGAGCAGCGAGGCCGGGGAGAGCAGUUGGGGGCAACAAGAAAGGCGCGAUGGACUUGCAGUACGAGGAGGACGUGGUGGAGCCGGCGCCCGCUUUGCGUGGCGCAACACCGGCGCAACAACACCAGCAGGACCUGAAAGGAGC
This is a messenger RNA of Astrephomene gubernaculifera, 1196 nucleotides long. NCBI's taxonomy places the organism in Eukaryota, Viridiplantae, Chlorophyta, Chlorophyceae, Chlamydomonadales, Astrephomenaceae. The record is from the annotation of a GenBank genome assembly.